GGAGAAAUGAGUGACAUCAAAUUCCGACCGGAAUUGAUGAAGACAGAUGUGGAGAGUGCAAAUGAUGUCAGAUGGGUCAUAGGAAUUGUCAAGAAGCAAAACAUUGACGAGUUCAGAACAUUGGAGAAAAAAUUAUUUUUAUCAAAAACAAAGAAUAUUGCUUCGCAAAUCUUACCUCAUAUCGUGUCGGUGUAUGGUUCAACAAAAAUGAUCGAAUGCAUGCAGUAUUAUACUGGAAUCGAAUGGGAUGAAGAAUAUGAUAUCAUGGAAUACAUAUCAGAGGAUGCACUGAAGGGAUUAGCAGAAAGAAAAGUCUCAGCAUUAUACUUGGCAACAUUCAUGGAUAGAACAGAUAUAGCAUGCACACUGAUCAAAUGCUCGGGUGAAAAUAACAUUAGAUUCUGUUUUAGAACCUUGCAAUUAAGUAACCCCAUGGAAGAGGUGUUUAUGAUAGUGCUAGCCAAACAAUUGAAGAUGAAACAUUCUGCUCUCAAACCUGCUGUCAUUCCAGGGCAUCGCGAGAAGGAUGGCAAGCGCACUCGAGUUUACAUUGUAUAUUCAGUACAUAUAACUCCUGAUUACAUUGAUGAACUUGAUGACAUUGGUUUGGUAAUGUUUAGAAAUCCAUACAUAUAUACUUUAGAAGGGGAACGCAACACAAAGAAAUUGAUUUCACCUGAAGAUGCAAAACGAGCUAAAAAAGCUACAUCAAAGCACCAGGAUAUGCUUUGGAAAAAUCAUAGUAACUUAAACAUAAUCAGUGUCAGCCCUUUGAUAUACAGGGAAAACGGAGCCAAAAUCAUCGACAAACCUUGCAUCGAACUGUAUUGUAGUACAAAAGGUGUAGUGCCACUAGGGGAACUAGAGUUUCCAAAGCAGUUAUACGUAGAUGAAGGAGACUAUAUAGAUGUGGAUGUACAUGAAGGUUACUUCAUGCUUGGUGGAUAUGAUUCAAUACCUAGUAUUGUCCGUCACCCUACCCUCAAGAUGGGUUGCGAUAUCGGAAGAUCAACAGUCGAUGCAUCAGGACAACCACCUUCCUUUACCAGUGGCACACAUGGUCCCUUCGUGAAGUUCAACAACAAGAUUGGCUUCCUCACUUGCGCACACGUAGUGUUUAAUGAUCCAAGCACAUCGCCAUAUAAUGAUUACCAAUACGAUGGAAAUGAUAAAAUUGAAGUGACACAACCCAGCGUCGAUGUAAAAAUGUUCAAAGAUCCAGCAUGCGGGCAUGUCCACAGAGCAAUUUUUAAUCCACAGCUGGAUCCAAGCGUUGAUGUCGCCGUCAUUGAAAUAACUGACCAAACAAGGAUCCCAACUACUGGCCAAUUUUCAAACACUAGACAAAGUAGUUAUGAAAGAACAGGGUUUGAGGAACUUCCGGAAUACAACAGUGGGUUAAUUCAAAUAGAUGUAAAACAUUUCAGCACCACGCACACAGUGUUCAAAUUUGGGAGCUCCACUGACGUCACAAGGGGGUUAUUAGAAGUUAAUAAAGUCAACGCAAGACCACUGUCAACAGUUUUGGACUUACCUAGUCAUUCUCGGAGUUUCCUAAUGACCAACCAGUAUCAAGUGUUUGGUUGCCAUCCCACCUUGACAUUUUGCACAGCAGGGGACUCUGGCUCAGCGGUUUUCAUGAAAAGGCCUUGCGGUGAUUUGGUCUGUAUCGGAAUGGUUAUCGGAUACAUGAAUGUGAAUACAAACCCACAUCCCUGCGCAGUUGUUACACCUAUCGGUGCAAUAUUAAACGCACUGGGACCAGAAUAUUCCAUAGCAUCAUUUCCAUGAUGAAAAACCUGCAUUGAUCAUAUAAUCAAUCAUACUGUUGUUUGUUGUUAUAACAACUAGUUUGACUUCAUAAACCAUAACUUCUGUAGAUAGACAAUGUAAUAUUCAAUGCCAUUUUUAGCUCACCUGCCCGAACGGCAAGUGAGCUUAUGCCGUGGUGUGGCGUCC
Molecule: messenger RNA, 1959 nt
Organism: Pecten maximus
Lineage: Eukaryota; Metazoa; Mollusca; Bivalvia; Pectinida; Pectinidae
Exons: 3
Coding region: 7-1791 (594 amino acids)
Source: RefSeq, a predicted model, not a curated record